AGAAAGUUCAGUUCAGCUCCUGUUCAACAGAAUAAACUGAAAGAAGAGCUUUGAAUAACAGGGAAGUAUGGAUUCAGUCGGAGUGAAUGUGAUUAAAACUGCAGCUCUUGGGAGAUCCUUCGAGUUGGGUAUGCUGUACGACUGCAGAAAAGACGCAUUAAUACCAGGUUUUAGAUGUUGGAAACCAGAGGAUAUUCAGAAGAAUAUUUCCUCUCGCAGCCAAAUUACUACAAGAUUCAAAGUCACAGCUUCAGACUCCAUUAAGGAUAAAUCUAAAUUACUAAAUAUUGGUGGUGAAUUGAAACUGAGUCUUUUAAGUGGACUCAUCAGUGUUAGUGGAGCAGCAAAGUAUCUCAAUGACACCAAGAAGUCUUUCAAACAGCAGAGACUAACGCUACAUUAUCAUUCAACCAGCAAGUUUAAAGAACUGAUCAUUAACCAACUGCCUACUGAAAAUAUUCCUGAUGAUGAUAAUGAUAUUGCCACACAUGUAGUGACAGGAAUACUGUAUGGAGCAGACGCCUGCUUUGUGUUUGACAGAGAAGUUUCAUCUGAUGAGGACAAAACCACAGUAGAUGGAGAAGUAAGCGUGGCUCUAGAUAAACUAAAAGGCAUCGCUUCAGUAGCUGGAAGUGCUAAUCUGAGCAUGAAUGAAGACCAACAAUCUUCAGUCAAAAACUUCACAUGUACAUUUUAUGGUGACUUCCAGUUACAAUCUAACCCAGCCUCUUUUGAAGAUGCGAUGAAUGUUUUUGCUGAUCUUCCAAAACUACUAGGAGAAAAUCAAAAGCUGGCAGUUCCUCUGAAAGUUUGGCUUUGUCCUCUGAACAAACUUCACUCAAGAUCUUCAAAACUUCUGAAGGAGAUCAGCAUGGAUCUAAUCAUGAAGGCUGAAUCAGUGAUUGAGAGUUUAAAUACAGCUGAGAUGAAAUGCAGUGAUCUUCUAGAAGAUUCUCCUGCUCAGACAUUUGAUGCAUUUCAUGAUAAAAUUCUGGAAAUGAAUCAAAACUGCAACACGUAUAAGUUGUCACUGGUGAAGAAACUCGGCUUUCUGCUGCCAGACAUCCGCGGGGACAAGAUGAAGGAAACUGCACUGAAUGAUCUUCUAGAAGAAAAUGACAAAUCUCCUUUCAGAGGAAGUGAUCUUGCAGAGUGGCUGGAAGAAAGAGAAAGAGAGUCUGAGAUCAUUAAAUCAGUCCUUGGACGCCUAAAGGAUUAUGGUGCACAGGUGGAAGACAACAUUGAUGCCAUCUGGAUGGGCCUGGAUGUUGGAAACCUGUUGUGUUACACGUUUACAUCACUGGACUGCUCAGAUGUGCUUCUUUCUAAACAAACUGCCUACUUGAGUCCUUCAACACAAGGAGAAGCUGAACAGAAGAUCCCUGAUUCAAAGCAAACUUCUUGGCUCACUGCUGAGAUCAAAAAUACCAUGAAGAGAAACCUGAAGAUAUUUAAGAACUUGAUCAAUUCAGACAGCGGUGAACAAGACAGGUUCAUUGUGUCAUCAAGAGAAAUGGAGAAUAAUCCUGGUUCCUGCAUUCUCCUGUAUGAACAUGGAUGUGAAGAAGCUGUUUGCUUUACUCCUCCAUCCAAACCAGCCUGUCCAAUCACUGAAGAGGUCAAAGGUCAGAAUGUGGUUCUGAAGGUUCCUCCAUCAUGUCCUGCUACAAUGGAGCUCAGAUUACUGUAUAAAGUGAAGCAGGACACAGUCUGGACAUCUGAACCUGUGCUGAAGGAUCAACACACAGUUACUCUGACUGAUCUGAGAGCAGGAACUGAGUAUGAGAUCAAAUGUGCAGCGCUGGGGAAACUCAACUACACCAUAGACAGUGACGUGAUCAGAGUUAAAACAGAGAAAAGUACAAGGAACAGAGAAGGUACAGCACACAGUGAUGAUGUGAGGAUUGUGCUGCUGGGAAAGACGGGUGUUGGGAAAAGUGCAACGGGAAACACCAUACUGAGACGAGAAGCUUUUAAAUCAAUACUGGCUUCACGCUCUGUGAAAGAAACAUCUGAGCUCAACAGAAGACAGAUCACUGUGAUCGACACUCCAGGCCUUUAUGAUACUGGAGUCGAUAAUGCUGAAACCAGGAAGGAGAUUGUGAUGUGCAUCUCAAUGGCGGCACCUGGUCCACAUGUGUUUCUGCUGGUGCUCCAACUGGGACGAUUCACUCAAGAGGAGAAAGAUAUAAUAAAGAUGAUCCAUGGGACAUUUGGAGACAAAUCCAGAAUGUACACCAUGGUGCUUUUCACCAGAGGAGAUGAACUAAGAGAAAGAAAGAUUCAAGAUUACAUUGAAGAAGAUGAAAGUUUAAUGAACCUCAUCCAUCAGUGUGGUCACAGAUACCAUGUGUUGAAUAACAAUGAUACUGAAGAUCAUAAACAGGUUUCCGAGCUUCUGGAUAAGAUUGACUGUAUGGUGGCAGCAAAUGGAGGGAGUUUCUACACCAAUGGGAUGUUCCAGCUGGUGGAGAAGAAAAUCAAAGAGGGACAAGGGAGAAUACUGAAAGAGAAAGAAGAAGAGAUCAAGAGAAGAGAAGAAGAGCUGAGAGCCAACUAUGAAGCUGAAAUAGAACAAAUGAAGAAAGAAAAUGAGAUGGAUAGAAAAAAGAUUCAGAAUGAUCUGAGAAAAAGAGAAGAGGAGUUUAAAAAGAGAGGACAAGAAAUCCAGAAAGAAACGGAUAAGACUGUACAAAAAGAGAUGAAGAGAAAACUGGAGAAGGAACAAAUAGAAUUUGAAGGGGAGAAUAAAAGAAAAGAAAAAUCUCUAGGAGAACAACAACAGUACUUUAUAAAAUAUAUGGAAGAAAAACAUGAGAAAGAAAAACAAAAGCUCAAGGAGAAAAUUCAAAGAGAAACAAGAGAACUAGCAGAGCAUGAAUAUAAUGAAAAACUCGACAGACGAGUGGCUAAAGCUUUAAAACAAGCUGAAGAAAAGUAUGAGAGAGAAAAGGCUAAAGCUUUAACAAUAGCUAGAGAAAGACAUGAAAUAGAAAAGGCUAAAGCUUUAAAAAAAGCUGAAGAAAGACACAAGAAAGAAGUGGAUGAAGCCUCUAAAGUUGAAGAAAAAAACAAGGCAAAAGCUUUAAAAGAUGCUAAAGAAAAAUAUGAGAGAGAAAAGAAUAACGCUUUAAAACAAGCUGAAGACAAAUUCAAGAAAGAAAAGGCUGAAGCUGAAGCAAAUACUUCAUACAGAUCAAAACGAGCUAGUGACUGGAGUCACUAUGUUCCUGUUAUUGGAGGAGCUGCUGGAGGUUUAGUUGGUAUUUUUGAAGACAUCAUAUACUAAUAUUCUCAAUAUCAAGCUCAAAACCUGAGCAGUGAAUUUAGGUAUAUUGGGACAAAUUAUUGUUUAAUGUAAUAACUCUUUUUAAAAUGCAACAGUUAUUAGGAUGUUUUGGUUAUAGUUAUAUAAACCUAGACAGGAUGAUCAGGACCCCGACUCUUAUUACAGAGCUAAUAAUUAGACACAUUAAUAUUGAUUUGAGUUGAAUUAUUUUAUCAGCUCUUUCAAUGCAAUGCUUCCACAAAGACAUAAAGUUGCUAACAAACUUUGAAGUUUGAACAGUUGCUUUUGGUAGUCAAAUUUUGUCUAUAACACCUUAACCCUUGCAUUUUAUAAAGAGUUAUUAUUAUGUAGAUUACAUUGAAAAAGAGAAACUUAUUGUACACUGCUAUCAUAAUCAGAAUGAGCUGUUAAUGCCAUGUUCACACACACACACACACACACACACAAGGAAUUUGUCUUGGUGAGAGGAGAAGCUUCUAGUGCAGUUAUGAUUUGUCCCAAUAUACCUGAAAUCUACAGGAAAGAAUUAAAAGAGAAUCAAGGGAACAAGCAAAGCGGGGUGGGGUGUUCAUUAGAUGUAAAAUUUUAAGAGAAGAUAGAUACAUACCCUAUGUAUUGCCAAACGUUUUGAGACACCGGCCUUUACGUGCACAUGAACUUCAAUGACAUCCCAUUCUUAAUCCGUAAGGUUUAAUGUGGAGUUGGACGACCCUUUUGCAGGGAAGGAUUUCCACAAGGUUUAGGAGUGUGUUAAUGAGUGUGAUUUUUGACCAUUCUUCUAGAAGCACAUUUGUGAGGUCAGGCAGUGAUGUUGGCGAGAAGGUCUGGCUCACAUUCUCCGCUCUAAUUCAUCCCAAAGGUGUUCAAUCAGGAUGAGGUCAGGACUCUGUGCAGGCCAGUCAAGUUCUUCCACAACAAACUCGCUCAUCCAUGUCUUUAUGGACCUUGCUUCGGUCCAUAAAGCAAGGUGCGCAGUCAUGAUGGAACAGGAAGGGGCCAUCCCCAAACUGUUUUCACAAAGUUGCUUUUAUACACCUGUGGCCAUGGACGUGAUUGGAACACCUGAAUUCAAUGAUUUGGAGGGGUGUCCUAAUACUUUUGGCAGUAUACUGUAUUAGUCAUUGUAAAUUAGCUCAUGAGGAAGAACCUUGUGUUUUAGUGACUCAGAGGCCAACCUCAUGAUGAAGAUAUGGUGGAUGAGGGGCUACAAUCAUUAUCUUACACCAGACUAGUUUAGUUUUCAGACAAAUGGUCUAUAUGGUCUUUGUUUAUCUCUGGUUAUAAUGGAGUCAAAAUAAUUUCAACAAAGUUAAAAGUUCUAGCCUUAUCAUACCGAGGACACUCAGUGUCGACAAACACCUGAAAACAGGAAGUUCAGACAAAGAGACAGAACUGCAAUCUUCGACUUCCAGGACAUUUUAAGAACAGAAAUGAUGAGCUACAAAAGAUAUAUAAGAAACAAGACAGGCUAAAUUACUAUAUAUAUAAAAAAAAGUUAGACUGACAUCAACUGUUUUCAAUUUUUGUUUUGGUUUUAACAUUCAUGCAGGGGUGUUUUUUAAAUCGCAUACUUGUUCUGCACAUUUUAAAUCAGGCCAAUCAAUGGAUGGUUUUUAAUUAUGCUGAAAGAUGUGAUCAGAAAUAACAUGAUGUGAUUCAAUGAUUAGCAUUGGUUAGAAGGUCAUAGUGAUGCCACUCUGUCUUUGACUUUACACAUAUGCCAAAGCUCUAAAAGUUCACAAAUUGGCAGUUGUUUGCACAUUCAUUACCCAUAUCUGAUUUGAUCUCUAUAACUUGACAAACAACAUGGGCAAAUGUGUACUUUAGUCAACAAUCUAACUAAAGUUCUUCAGGAACAAGUUGUUGAACUCAGUGAAAUUUUCCCCUUCAUCUGAAAUAGAAAGUCUAAGUGAGAUACUUGGAAUCAUUUGAAGCAUUUUAGCAGCUGUAAUUUCAAGAUUGUAUAUCAUAUUGCUCCUGUACAUUACAUCUCAUUGUUGAUUUGCUUUGUCAGAUCACUUAACUGCUAUAAAACAACAGUCUAUGACACAUUCCCCCAAACAGACGCCAGUACGCGGUAUGACAGAAGAGACCUGUUCUUUUCUUUAAAAGGACAUGUAGAAGGGAAGAGUCUGGUCAGAUCACCUGAGCUUUUCAAAGUAUGUUUGAUAAUGAUGAUGAAAGUUUGCUUGCAUUCAGUCAGUUUGUGUUUGCAUAUAUGAUUGGGGGGGCAACCAUAUAUUUGUGUUGCGGUUUAUUUUCUUCUAUUCAUUUAUAAUCUUUUUUAUUAUUCCAUUUAAUGAAAUAACCAUUUUUAAUAACCAUCUAUAUACUAAUUUUACUGAUACAUAUAUUGUUUCAUCAUUUUCUAUUAUUUUUCCCUUCCUGUUUAAUCUUGUUUAGUUAAUGUUAGGUGCUGUUGUCUUCACAAACAAGCAAGAGAUCAGAGAAUGUCUCCAUUUAAAGGUUUUUAACAUCACGGGAGGAUUUUGUGAAGCAGCAGUUUUCCAUUGCUUGUGAUAUAAUAACAGAAGGAUUUGUGCUGGUCAAAUGAAGUUUGACUGAGCAUUGAAACAGCACUGAACUAAUAUUACUCAAUAAACUUUGAUUAUUUUACCUUCA
Megalobrama amblycephala (Wuchang bream) is the source of this 5911-nucleotide messenger RNA. RefSeq lists its product as uncharacterized. NCBI's taxonomy places the organism in Eukaryota, Metazoa, Chordata, Actinopteri, Cypriniformes, Xenocyprididae. Gene Ontology annotation, molecular function: protein binding; GTP binding. The coding region runs from base 68 to 3289 and encodes 1073 amino acids. The transcript has 5 exons. The record is from RefSeq and is a predicted model, not a curated record.